AGACCCACCAUCACGGAGGUGGAUCGAGCUAUCCUUAGCCUCAAAACGCAACGCAAGAAGCUGGAGGACCAGGAGAAGCUGCUAAAUGUACGGCUUGUACGGCAUGCGGAAGUUGCCAGUCAGUUGGCACGUGAGGGGCGGCGAGAUCGGGCCCUGCUGGUUCUUCGGAAAAAGAAACUCAAUGAAAAGCAGCUGAGUCAGCUGCACGGAUUGAUCCUUAAUGUGGAGGAAAUGUUGUCCAACAUCGAGACGUCCAAGAAGCAGAGUGUCGUGUUUGCGGCGCUGCAGUCGGGCACCGAGGCGCUGAAGCAGCUGCAAGCGCAGGUGAAACUUGAGGACGUCCAGCGGCUGUUAGAGGACACGGCGGAGGCCCGCCAGUACCAGGAGGAGCUGCAGACGCUGUUGGGACAGCAGCUGACG
This is a messenger RNA of Volvox carteri f. nagariensis, 420 nucleotides long. RefSeq lists its product as uncharacterized. Gene Ontology annotation, cellular component: ESCRT III complex; multivesicular body. Gene Ontology annotation, biological process: late endosome to vacuole transport via multivesicular body sorting pathway; vesicle budding from membrane. The record is from RefSeq and is a predicted model, not a curated record. The annotation marks the transcript as partial. NCBI's taxonomy places the organism in Eukaryota, Viridiplantae, Chlorophyta, Chlorophyceae, Chlamydomonadales, Volvocaceae. The transcript has 4 exons.